CUCUAUCUCUGCAGAGGAGAUUGUCGCAGCUACAGUCCCUAGCCACGGCGUUGCUACGGGUUGCUAAAUGGCGGCCCACAAGUGGAUGGUUUCCUCUUUCUGAUUUCUCUUCUCAGUUCAGGACGGAAAGAUGGCGAGGACGAGUGUGAAAACGAUCCCCUUUAGAUGACGUUGUUUUUGCUUUACAGUUCCUUGCUUUACUAGCUCGCCGGCAUUAUCGCUCCUCCUUCUUUUUGCCUCGCUCGCACUCUCACUCUCACUCUCUCUCUCUCUUGUCUCUUGAUCAGCUCCUUAGCAUCGUCCCCCAUUCAGGUUUUUCUUCACAACAGUGUGAAUCUUUCCAUCACCGAAAUACAUAUCAUUCUUUGCAUUCCAAGCUUGGACCUAAAAACACAUUGAAUCUAUCCAAAUCACAUCUAUAAAAAAAACCAAGCAUCAUGAAAUUCAUUGUGGCCCCUUUAAUCAUGGCGGUCGGUCUCUUUGCUGCAUCUAUUGUCUCUGCUGCCGCAGGCGGUCAAGAGCCCAAUGUCGCCAACGAAUCUUCGUUCAAGGCCACGAAAACAUCCAUAGACUUCCCCGUGGGCACCAUGUACGCGUUUUGGCCGGACAAAAAAGCAGGUGAGGAUCAGCGCGAGAUCUCGAUCGCAAGCGACGGCGGCAAGAUGAUGAAGUACGUUGCGGUCUUCAAGGAUCCCAAGGAUAACGACUAUGACCUCUCGUCUCCGGAAGCCAUGGCCGAGGCCAUUGUGAACGAUAAGCCCCGCGAUGUAGGAGAGAUCGAUCCGGAGAAUGUCGAUCAUAAGGUGUUAUUCUCGGUGUAUUUGGAUAAGGAUGACAAAGUCCUAUACUCAGUACCGGGGACGAACGUGCCGUCGUCGUGGAAGGAUGUCAAGAACAUAAACGAUGCGAUCUCGAAGGCAAUCAUUGCGAAGCUGGACCCGAAGACGACGGGGAUUGAGGACAUCAAGGAUCCGAAUGCGGCGAUGGCACAGUUUAUCCUGAACAGCAUUGCGAUACAAGGAUCUGAUGCGCUGGAGGAGGCAAAGAAGAACCCGGCGUUGAUGAGUGCGCUUGAUGCGGCGUAUGAGGCUAGUCGGAGCUGGGGAGAUUAUAUCAAGGACUUGGAGGGAAAAGUCGCUGCCGAGGAGGCGGUGUUCAGCAAGAAUGUAGACAGCGAGAAGGUCAAGCGCCAUAACAAGCCGCACCACCACCACCACAAGACGGUGUCCAAGGAACAUCAGAAGAACUAAGAACGGCAGGGACACAAAAUCUGGAAAGAAAUACCCUUCUCCUCUUUCUUUACGAUCAUCUUCAUUUGGUCCGUAAAUGAGAAGAUUGAGAGGAGAAAGGGCAGGCAUAGGAGAGAAGCAUACUUUACAGAUAAAGGAUGAAAUAAGAAAUAGGGGCAGAUUCUCCUACUGUACAGUGCUCUUGCGCCCUUUGUUCAGGAGCAUAGACCACAAGGAUGUGG
This is a messenger RNA of Gamsiella multidivaricata, 1471 nucleotides long. RefSeq lists its product as uncharacterized. The record is from RefSeq and is a predicted model, not a curated record. The coding region runs from base 438 to 1250 and encodes 270 amino acids. NCBI's taxonomy places the organism in Eukaryota, Fungi, Mortierellomycota, Mortierellomycetes, Mortierellales, Mortierellaceae. The transcript is spliced from 2 exons.